AUGAGUAUGAUCCGGGAGUUACGAAUCCGAUUGGAGCGUUGCUUGCAGCGAUCCGAGCCAACGUCGCCACAGUUAGCUGAUUUGCAGCAGCAAUUGGAAUUAUGCCGAGAGGAGAUCGAGGGAAUCCAUUCAACCGUACAUCGUUUGUCGACAGCACCACCCGUUGCUCAGGCCGAAGAAUGUGGGGUUAAUGGAAUUGAUGCAAAUCAAGAUAAACUCCUUAAGGAACCACGGCCUACGAUGCUAGGUGCCGUUCCUAAGCAACGUGCGUCAGCGCUUCACUCAGGUAAGUGUCACGCCUCAGAAAUCCGAACCGAUAAAAUGUUCAAAGACAAAAUCUCUCAACCGAAACUAAAUCCAACCAUGCAAUUUCCUUCACACGAGCAGCAGCGUUUAGCUCACGCGCGCUCUAGUCAAAUAAACUGUAUUAUAUCUGAAAAACAGACUAUUAGCCAACCUCCACUUAUUCCCUCCACAAUAACCCAACAAGCACCCCUACCUCAGCAGUCAGUGCAAAAUUUGUCAAAGAGGCAACCAUCUGGACAACAGUUUGCAGCGCAGCAGCCAACCAUGCAGCAGCCACAGGUGCCGGAAUCAGUGCAUACGCCAUCGGUCCAGCAGUUUGCAGUGCAGCGGCCUUCGAUGCAGAAAUUUUCUAUGCAGCAGCCACAGUUGCAGGACGCAGUGUAUCAGCCCUUAUUCCAGCAGUUUGCAGCGCAGCAGCAAUCCAUGCAGCAGCCACAGGUGCCGGAAGCAGUGUAUCAGCCCUUAUUCCAGCAGUUUGCAGCGCAGCAGCAAUCCAUGCAGCAGCCACAGGUGCCGGAAUCAGUGCAUCAGCCCUCGGUCCAGCAGUUUGCAGCGCAGCAGCUAUCCAUGCAGCAGCCACAGGUGCCGGAAUCAGUGCAUCAGCCCUCGGUCCAGCAGUUUGCAGCGCAGCAGCUAUCCAUGCAGCAGCCACAGGUGCCGGAAUCAGUGCAUCAGCCCUCGGUCCAGCAGUUUGCAGCGCAGCAGCUAUCCAUGCAGCAGCCACAGGUGCCGGAAUCAGUGCAUCAGCCCUCGGUUCAGCAGUUUGCAGAGCAGCUAUCUUCGAUGCAGCCAUCGACCCAGACGGUUUUUGAUCAGCAACCGGAGGGGCAGAAAACUGUGUACCAGCAGUAUGUGCAGCCACCUUUGGUUCAGCAAGUUCCUGCAUACCAGCAGCAGUUUCUGGUGAACCAUCCUCCUGCUGGCGGUAUCCAGGAAGGCUUUCAAACUCCAUCGCUGAACUUGAGAGGUCAAGAGAGAGCCGCAGAGUCGUUGCCUACCCAACAGCAGUUAACAUCUCGCCAGUCCUUAGCCCGGGAUCUACCAACAUUCACAGGGGAGCCGGCCGAAUGGCCGAUAUUCAUUUCAAAUUUCGAGUAUACAACGAGAACCUGUGGAUAUACUAACGGGGAGAAUAUGGUGCGUCUCCAAAGGUGCCUGAGAGGUCGUGCGUUAGACGGCGUGCGAAGUCGUUUAGUGUUUCCGGCGGCGGUUCCACAAGUGAUAGAAACACUCCGAAUGAGGUAUGGACGCCCAGAGUUAUUGAUUGAUGCUUUGCUACAGAAGGUUAGAUCGAUGCCUGUUGUUCGUGGAGAUAAGUUAGAAGCCCUCAUCGAGUAUGGAAUGGCCGUACAAGAGUUUUGUGAUCACAUAGAAGCGGCAAACGAAAGAGCGCAUUUGUCUAAUCCCACUCUACUACAGGAGCUAGUAGGGAAAUUGCCCGCGGACCAGAAACUGAUGUGGGCGGGUUACAAGCGUGGACGUGCGGUGGUAGAUCUUAAAACAUUCAGCGAAUACAUGACUGGUGUUGUGCAGGAUGCUUCAAGUGUUGUGUUGUAUAAAUCCGAUCCCGGGAAAACCACUGGACGUGAGAAAACGAAAGCUUACGUAAACUGGCAUGUAUCCAAUGCUGACAGGUCAUCCACUCCGAUAGCAACGCAACAGAAGACAAAUGUUUGUCUACAUUGCGACAAAGAAGGUCAUAAACUGCGCGAAUGUCAAUCAUUCAAGACACUUUCCGUAGAUGAUCGAUGGCGACGAAUAAGAGCAUUGAACGUGUGUCAAAUUUGUCUUUUCGCUCAUGGGAGAAGAGCCUGCCGAAAUAGCAACAAGUGCAACGUAAGUGGAUGCCAAUUUAAGCACCAUCCACUGCUACAUGGAAAGUCAACGACUCCAACAACACAAGUCAUUAACAGUCACACUCAUCGGCUCCUGGAUGGUGGAGUAUUGUUUCGGAUUAUACCCGUGACAUUGUACGGAAAGUCUGGAAGUGUAAAUACAUUUGCCUUCCUGGACGAAGGCUCAUCCUCGACACUUAUCAACGGUGACUUGGUGGCUCAGCUUGGCUUAGUAGGGGAGCUACAACCAAUUUGCUUAAGAUGGACUGGGAAUACGUCACGCGUAGAGAAAACAUCUCAGACUGUUACUAUCACAAUCUCUGGACAAAAGGCGAAGCGCUGUUAUAAACUCAUAGACGCUCAUACGGUAGAGAACUUGAAUUUACCGGUUCAAUCGUUCCAGGCAGAAGAAGCGACGACGAAGUUUGCUCAUUUAAAGCAUUUGCCGAUCCAAAGCUAUCGCAACGCCAGGCCAGAGGUCUUGAUUGGAGUUGAUAACCUUAAACUUGCCGUACCUUUAAAAACAAGAGAAGGGAAUGGGUCGGGACCAGUGGCGGCAAAAACACGGCUGGGAUGGUGCGUCUACGGCCGUCAAAACGCUUGUGUGAAUGAAACAUUCAGUUUUCACAUCUGCGAGUGCACGAAAGAUGACGUUUUGCAUGAGACUGUAAAACAGUUUUUCGCAGUGGAAGAAAAUGGAAUUAAGCACCCUGUCGACGCAUGCAGUGCAGAGGAUGAACGAGCACGAGAAUUGCUGGAAAAAACAACGAAGCGAGUCGGUAGGCGCUUCGAAACAGGCCUAUUAUGGAAAGAUGACGAAGUGGAGUUUCCAGACAGCUACAGCAUGGCUUUGCGUAGACACCAGUGUCUUCAACGUAGAAUGGAGAAGAACCCGACAUUACGGGAAAACAUCAGCCGCCAAAUACAGGAAUACGUAGAGAAAGGCUACGCUCAUCGGGCGACGCCCGCCGAUCUGGAGAACGCGAAUCCCAGGAGAGUCUGGUUCUUACCGUUGGGAGCAGUUACGAAUCCGCACAAACCUGGGAAAGUGCGGCUUGUAUGGGAUGCGGCAGCAAAAGUUUCCGGUGUAUCGCUGAAUAGCGCAUUGCUUAAAGGGCCGGACCAGUUGACGCUUCUACCAACCGUAAUGUUUCGUUUCCGUCUGUACGCCGUGGCAGUUAGUGCGGAUAUAGAGCAAAUGUUCCAUCAAUUGGGUAUUCUACCAGCUGAUAGGAAUUCAUUGCGCUUCCUAUGGAGCGAAACGUCAGAUAAACCAGCAGAGAUCUAUCUCAUGGACGUUGCUACGUUCGGUGCAACGUGCUCGCCUGCAUCCGCGCAGUACGUCAAGAACCUAAAUGCUAAAGAACACAUUCUGCAAUAUCCUAGGGCUGUCGAAGGAAUACUGAAAAGCCAUUAUGUCGACGACUACCUCGACAGUUUUGGUACUGAAAGUGAAGCCGUGAACACAUCAACAGAGGUUCGAUUAGUUCAUCACAAUGGUGGAUUCCAUCUACGGAAUUGGAGGUCGAACAGUGAGAAGGUCGUGAAGGAACUAGGGAAUUCAGCCACAAUAGACAGCAAAAACCUAUGCCUAGAAUCUGGCGAACGAGUGGACCGUGUGCUUGGAAUGUUAUGGUCAUCAAGUUCGGAUGCAUUAAGCUUCUCCACCCGCCUGAGUGAGGAGGUGAGGAAUCUACUGGACGACGGUUCUCGGCCGACGAAACGGCAAGUACUGCGGUGCGUCAUGUCAUUGUUUGAUCCUCUGGGAUUACUCGCGCUAUUUAUCAUUCACGGGAAAGUGUUGAUCCAGGAAUUGUGGCGAGCUCAAACCGAGUGGGAUGAAGCAGUAAGUGACGAUGUAUUCGAACAGUGGAAUCGCUGGAUUGGGAUGAUCGAGUUCAUAGCAACCGUAAAAAUUCCUAGAUGCUAUUUUUCCCAAGCUACCAUCCAAACGUAUAAAAAUGCUCAGCUUCACGCCUUUGUCGACGCUAGCGAGAUUGCUUACGCGUGCGCCGUGUACAUUCGAACUUACGUUGAAAAUGGAAUGUUCAAUUGUGCUUUGAUCUCUGGUAAGGCCAAGGUGGCUCCGCUCAAACCGAUGUCUAUACCAAGAUUGGAGCUGCAAGGAUGCGUACUUGGUGCGCGACUACUCAAGUUUGUCCAAGACAAUCACCCAGUUGUAUUCUCCAAAAGAUUCCUUUGGACGGACUCUACUACAGCCAGGUCCUGGAUCAGAUCGGAUCCACGACGCUAUAAACCCUUCGUAGCUCAUCGUGUAGGAGAAAUAUUAGAAAUCACGGAUGUCAGUGAAUGGCGAUGGGUGCCGUCCAAAUUGAACCCAGCAGACGAGGUUACCAAAUGGGGUCGAGGACCCUAUUUUAGCCCUGAUAGUCAAUGGUUCCAUGGACCACGAUUCCUGCGUUUACCGGAAGGAGAGUGGCCGAAAGCAACCGACUCAGUGGAAGCAACAAACGAAGACACGAGAACAUCGGUGAUGCUACAUUUCGUGUUCCAGCCAAUUUUAGAUUUUGAACGAUUUUCGUCGUGGAAGAAGAUCAUGCGAACCAUGGUUUACGUCUUACGCUUUCUUCGCAACAUCGCUAAGCCCAAGCGAAGAAAUCUAGAAGCACUCACACAAGAAGAGCUGAGUGAUGCACAAUGUGCAAUUUUGAAAAUCGUACAGCGAGAGUGUUAUCCCGAAGAAAUGGCAAUCCUCGAAUCAAAAGGGUCCUCGAAUAACAAUCAAGUGGCUAUCGACCGGAAAAGCAGUCUGUUCAAAUUAAUGCCUGCAAUGGAUGAAACCGGUUUAGUACGGCAACGGAGCCGAAUAAUAGCUGCAAAGGAAAUAGCCUAUGAUACUCGAUUCCCGAUAAUCUUGCCAUCGAAACACCGAGCAGUGAGUCUGCUGAUAGAAGAUUAUCAUCGUCGAUACCUCCAUGCCAACAACGAAACGAUCGUUAACGAACUCCGCCAGCGUUAUAAUAUUCCGAAACUACGUCAACUUGUGAAGAAUAUCGCCUACAAGUGUCAGCUUUGCAGGAUCCGCAAAGCUCGUCCUAGCUAUCCACCGAUGGCUACACUACCUCCGGCUCGUUUGGCAACGAAUGUUCGUCCGUUCAGCUAUGUGGGUGUGGAUUAUUUGGUCCGCUUCUUACGAAAGUUGGUCGGUCGAAUGUGA
Messenger RNA from Armigeres subalbatus, 5319 nucleotides. RefSeq lists its product as uncharacterized. NCBI's taxonomy places the organism in Eukaryota, Metazoa, Arthropoda, Insecta, Diptera, Culicidae. Gene Ontology annotation, molecular function: nucleic acid binding; zinc ion binding. The transcript has a single exon. Bases 1 to 5319 code for a protein of 1772 amino acids. The record is from RefSeq and is a predicted model, not a curated record.